AUGGCCAUUAUCGACGGGAUUGAAGUUUUUGUCAAGCUCUCUAGCCCCCAGCGGAUCCUGCUAGAGUACCUCCUCCCAAACCCUAUUUACCCACCACUCCCCUGGGCUGUUGACAGCCAGACAAUAUGCCAGUACAUAAAUGGGGUUGAAGGACAGCUCUUUGAGAUCUUUAUCCGCAUGAUUGAGGAGGAGACCAAGGCUGGAGGCGCUGAUGGAAUUCACAUUUCACUCAAGGUCGGUGAAGGAGACAUUAUCAACCAUUACUACUCUAUCAAGUUCACAGAAUUUGAGAGAGAUGAUCAGAACCGUCUCUGUGUCACUAUCCGCAGUGCCAUCCAGCGCACCGAGAGCGGCCAUAAGAAUGUGCUCUUUGCGUUUGGCACGACCGAUACUGAGAGAAAAGGACCAACACCUCUGACUGCACUCGACCUCGACCUUGCUGAUAUCACGCAACCCUUAGACGGGCUUAUCGAUGUUACUCUCGUCAAAGUCACUCAUCACCGCACACCCCGCCGUUAUGCUACUGUGACUUCAGAUCCGGCUACUUUUCAGUCACAAUAUUUGAUCUCCGGACUUGCUCCCUUCGCCAUGGUCCCUAUUGCUGUCGAGCUCGUUGCAGCCCCCGUGGUAGAAGAACAAGUUAUCCCUGCCCCUCGCCCCUUUGGAGAUGGACACCGUUUCGCUUUCCUUUACCGAACAUUGAAGUCACCGGAUCUAGAAUGCAUCUGUCGAUGA
Arthroderma uncinatum is the source of this 735-nucleotide messenger RNA. RefSeq lists its product as uncharacterized. Lineage: Eukaryota; Fungi; Ascomycota; Eurotiomycetes; Onygenales; Arthrodermataceae. The transcript has 4 exons. The coding region runs from base 1 to 735 and encodes 244 amino acids. The record is from RefSeq and is a predicted model, not a curated record.